GUCAUGAUCUGACUAUUCAACUUCAUUGAGGUGCAUGAACUAUACCAGUCAAGAUAAACACAAAGUCUUUCUGUUGUAAAUGGCCAUCUGUCCAAGUACUUGUCAAGCCAUCUUCUUUGCUUAUAUGGCUAUAUAGUUACGUCUCCAGAUACCGUGAUGUUUAGAGCUUUAAUCUGUCUGUUGCUAGCCAUGGUGGCUGCAACAUCAUUUGGUCUAGUGGAGAAGCAAACAUACAUAGUUCACAUGGACAAGACAAAGUUAAUGGCAUCAAAUCCUUCUUUUGGCAAUACAAAACAGAGGUAUGAAGAGUUGAUGGAUUCCGUCUAUAAUUUAUCAAUUGAGGAAGAGGGAGAGGAAGAAACAACACCACCACAUCUACUUUACACCUACGAGAAUGCCUUUUCGGGUUUCGCAGCAAAGCUUUCGGCCAAGCAACUUGAAUCCUUGAAAAGAAUGGAUGGUUUUCUAUUUGCCACUGCUGACAAAAUGCUAAGCCUCCACACCACCCGCACGCCUCAGUUCCUUGGCCUACAGUUAGGCAAAGGACUGUGGAGUACUCCCAGUUUGGCUUCGGAUGCAAUUGUUGGAGUCAUCGAUACUGGAAUUUGGCCGGAACACGACAGUUUCAAAGACUUAGGCAUGCCUCCGGUGCCCUCUAAAUGGAAAGGCGUUUGUGAGAACGGGACAAGGUUUUCGCCAUCAACUUGCAAUAAGAAGUUGGUUGGUGCAAGGAGUUUCUUUCACGGGUAUGAAGCAAUAGUUGGAAGAAUCAAUGAAACAAUUGAGUACAAAUCUCCUCGGGAUGCAAUCGGGCAUGGAACACACACGGGCUCAAUAGCUGCAGGCAAUGUGGUAGACAAUGCUCGUUUAUUUGGCUUCGCCAAAGGCACUGCAAUUGGCAUGGGCAACGCAGUAAGAAUUGCUGCUUAUAAAGUGUGCUGGCCAGGUUGUGUUAGUUCUGAUGUACUAGCCGCAAUCGAUCAAGGUGUUGCAGAUGGUGUUGAUGUACUAUCAAUAUCACUCACUUUGCAAGCUGGAAAUGGACCUGUACCUUAUUACAUGGACGUUGUCGCGAUAGCCUCGUUCGGGGCAUUCCAAAAGGGGGUUUCUGUUGUAUGCUCUGGAGGUAAUUUUGGUCCAUCUUUCUCCACAGUUGACAAUACCGCGCCAUGGAUCUUUACAAUCGCUGCUAGCUAUCUAGACAGGAGCUUCCCGACGACUGUCAAGCUUGGAAAUGGACUAACUUUAGAAGGGUCAUCUGUUUAUCCAGGAAAAGCAACGAAGCAAUUGCCUUUAGUGUAUGGAAAGACUGCUGGUGGCAGAGGAGCUGAGUAUUGUAUUCGCAGCUCACUCAAUAGAAACCUUGUCAAAGGUAAAAUUGUAGUCUGCCAAAGAGACAGUAACUAUACAAGAACUGAGCAAGGAGAGCACGUUCAAUUCGUGGGAGGAGCCGGAAUGAUACUGAUUAAUGAACUCUUUGCUGAUGCACAUGUUUUACCGGCAACUGCUGUAAGUCCGCAGACAGGUGAGGCCAUAAUUGAGCAUGUAAAAUCAUCUAAAAAUGCAACAGCUUCCAUUGUCUUCCAUGGGACAAUAUAUGGCACCCGUGCACCAAAGAUGGCAGCUUUUUCAGCAAGAGGGCCUAAUAAGGUUGGACCUGAUGUGAUCAAGCCAGACAUAACCGCGCCAGGGAUGAACGUCUUGGCAGCAUGGCCACCCGAAACAAGCCCAUCCAAUAUCUAUAGUGAUCAGAGACGCGUUCUGUUCAAUGUUGUUUCAGGCACCUCAAUGUCAUGUCCUCACAUAAGCGGCCUAGUCGCGCUACUCAAGUCCGUCCAUAAAGAUUGGUCGCCCGCGGCAAUUAAAUCAGCCUUGAUGACUACUGCUUACACUAAUGACAACAGGAGGAAACCAAUCGUCGAUGCUGCGUCUAAUGAACCUGCAACACCUUUCCACUUUGGCUCCGGCCAUGUUAAUCCCGAAGCUGCUAAUGAUCCCGGGCUUAUCUAUGAUAUUACCUACGACGAUUAUCUAAACUACCUAUGUAGCCUGAAUUACAACUCUUCUCAGGUUUUUGCAGUCUCAAGAAGCAACUUCACAUGUCAAAAAAAUUUAGCCCUCCAGCCUGGUGACCUGAAUUACCCUUCUUUUGCUGUGAACUUCAGAGGCAAGGCAAACAAUAUCAGUGUGACAUACACGAGGACUGUGACGAAUGUUGGGAUCCCAAAUAGCAGUUAUGUACUGCAAUUGGAGGAACCCAAUGGAGUAGCUGUUAGGGUACAGCCAAAGGUGUUGAAGUUUGAAAAGUUGGGUCAGAAACUAAGCUACGAAGUGGGUUUUGUUGGAUAUGAAAGAAAGACUACAAUAGCUAAUGCUUCCUUUGGAUCUCUAGUCUGGGUGUCUGGAAAAUAUGCAGUUAGAAGCCCUAUUGCCGUAAGCUGGUGGUGAAUUCCAGUAUUGUGGGACUUGAUUAGAAGGAAAAAAAUAUCAGCUUGGUAAUAAAUAUGGUUUAAUAGGAGUGUGCUUGAGAGUGACAAAUAAAGCCAAACAUACUCUGGUUCUCAUCUUUUGUUUACACUUACGUUAAGUAAAUGAAAUAUCAAACUCUAUAUAUAUGUGGAAAGGGAGCCUAAAGCGCCAAUGUCAUUGGACGUUUUGCUUUAAUACUCCUAUAUAGUAAGAUUUACUUAACAGCUUAAAUGAAAUUAUUGCUCACUCUA
Messenger RNA from Tripterygium wilfordii, 2720 nucleotides. RefSeq names its product subtilisin-like protease SBT1.1. NCBI's taxonomy places the organism in Eukaryota, Viridiplantae, Streptophyta, Magnoliopsida, Celastrales, Celastraceae. Gene Ontology annotation, molecular function: serine-type endopeptidase activity. Gene Ontology annotation, biological process: proteolysis. Bases 157 to 2448 code for a protein of 763 amino acids. The record is from RefSeq and is a predicted model, not a curated record. The transcript has 2 exons.